Messenger RNA from Chara braunii, 3642 nucleotides. Lineage: Eukaryota; Viridiplantae; Streptophyta; Charophyceae; Charales; Characeae. The record is from the annotation of a GenBank genome assembly.
CCCAAUUUUUGGAAAUCCUCUCGAUUUUUUUUCAACAGCGCCUCUGUGCCGUUGAAAAACUUCGAAUGGACGUUCCCUGGGACGAGUGUGCUGCGUUGAUUCAGGGCAUGAUUUCCAAUAACAGUUCAUUAAAAGAUUUGCACCUCAAUUUUGACUAUCCGUGGGAAAAUGGAGGCUUCGAAGAGACAAGCGUCCAUAUUGUCCAGGGGGUGCUGGCUAGUGAGAGCCUGCAGUCUUGUUUUCUUGCAAGGAUUCCGCGAUAUGCGCUCACCGCUUUAGCCGAGGGUCUGGCAUCUGCAGACAUAGGUUUUCAUGCUGCUCCUGCAGAAACAUCUGUCAAAGCGGAUGUAAGUGGCCGACUCCGCUUGCCCACGGGAACAACAAGAGGGCUCCAAGAGCAAGCAGUCCGAAGAGGACCUCAGCUCAAGAAGCUUAAGCUUUUUUUUUCAGGUGACCAGGGAGGGGCAGAUUCCCUUGCAGCCAUGCUGGCAACGAACAUCACUCUUAAGGAACUGGAAAUUAUCGUUCGCAGUCCCCACAUUGACAUUACAACGAUUGUGAAAAAAGGGUUGUUGGGUAAUGUUUGCCUAGAAGAUCUUAGCUUAUCGGUAACUCACACCGACACCAGGGAUCUGCCAUCUGGAUUGAGGGAAGAGAUGCUCUCCACAUUGGAGUCCAAUAAGACACUUGAGAGAUUUACAUUCAAUUUCAAGUCUGACAAAACUAUUGAUUGUAAGUUGGGAAGAAACAGAACUGAGCGGCAGUUGGUGGAGGCUGGUGGAGGGUUGGAACGCAGGUCCUGCAGCCACAUCAGAUGUUUUUUGGCGGGUGAACCACUUGUCGGUAAGUCGACCUUGAAGGAUUCCAUUUGUCGUGGAACAUUCGAAUCCUGCAUAGACGAGGUGAGGCAAUGGGUAACUGGCGAUCAUCAGUCUGCCAAGCCUCGAACAAAGGGCAUUGAAAUGGUCCAUUUGGCCUCAAAAGGGGUCAACAUGCAGUUCUGGGACCUAGGUGGACAACCAGAGUACCACACCAUUCAUGAUCUGUUUAUGCCAACCCUAGGUGGGGACAUGGCUGUGCCACCCAUCUUCUUGCUUUUAUACAAUCCAGUGAUGGAAUGUGACCAGUUAAUCAUCGGCAGCUCAAGUGGUCACAACUCAGCAGAUGAAGCAGAGAAGAGACAACAGGAAGGGUUUUGGAAAGGACUGAGGUAUUGGCUGAGAUUCAUCGCAACAAACUGCAAAGCCAAAAGAAAGCCUUCUGUGAUUUUCAUCUGCAAUCCUCACUUGACAAAGACACAGAAGCUGUCUGACCUGAAGCCUCUGGCUGGUGAGGUGGUCGAUUGGAUGUCGAAGGAGUUUCACGAGACGUUAGAUAUUGCGAAUGAGGUAAUCGUUAUGGAUGUGAGGAGGAAUAGGGAUGCAAAAGAAGUCAAGGAAAUUGUGUUCGGCAAGGCAAAGGCACUACUUCAUAACAAAAGUAUGUUGAAAAUCAUGGAGAGAGUGCAAACGGUGAUGAUAGAAUCCAGUCGGCCGGGGAUUCCUCUUAUGACAUGGGCCAAAUUCCGUGCAAUUUGCUGGCCAUUAACAAUUGCAAGUCAGUAUCAUGAGGAGAGAAGUCGCAGAGAAGGAAAACCGGGACAGUGUCAGAGCGGGUUGGAUUACAACGUCCUCCUCAAAGUCAUGGCGAGCUAUCUCCAUGACAUUGGACAAAUUAUUUGGUUUGAGCCGAUGCCAUUUGUGGUUUUGAACCCACAGUGGUUUUGUUGCAAACUUGUUGGCGAGCUCAUCCCGACAAAAUUUCAUGCCCGUGGAGCCUUCAAUGGGAUCGCCAAUCUGGACCUCUUAGAACGAGUGUUGGUAGAGGCUAUUCCGGAGCCACGCGAGGUUGGUGUCGAGGAUGUAGUAAAUCUGAUGCUCAGAAUGGAGCUUGCUUAUAAGGAAUGCGAUGCUGAUCCCAGAAGCAGCUUGUUGAUACCGUCGUGUCUUCCUAAUCGUCAAGAUGGGGACAAGAUCAGCUGGAAAGUAGAGACGUCAAACGAGCACGAACCGAAAAGCCACUAUUUUGGGUAUCGGAUCGAAUGUAAAGACAAAAGGCGGACAAUGCUGACUGCAGGAUUCUUCCAUCGACUGCAGGUACGCUUCCAUGGGCAAUUCCAUGACAAGGGUAUUUACAACUGCAAGAAGGACCUUUGUGAGAUAUUCUCCAAUGGCUACGAGAUCUACGUGGAGUUUGGGGGAAGCCACGAUGAUUGGAUUGACGUUUUGGUGUCGUCGUCCAAAGCUCCUCCUGCGGAGUCAGCCGAAUGGGUUGAAAAGAAUAUUCUGCGAACUAUCUAUGAGCUUCGCAGCGAGCCGACAGGUCUCCCAGGUGUGGAUCUAGUGACAAAGAUUUUGCGUCCCCUCUGUGUAACAGCAUCUCUUAUUGUUCCGCGGAGGUAUCGAAGUGACGAUCAGACUGUCACAGAGGAGACGCUGAUUGAGGGAAUGGAGAGGGAGGAAUAUAGGUACAUGCAUUCCUGGCACGCCAUUUGGGACGAGAAGGGCCAGGAAAUUGUUCCACGAUCCUGUGACGAUGCUAUGGCGCUAAUCAGACCAAGAACACUGGAGUGCCACCUGUCUAUACAAAAGAAUAACCUGAACAGAGUCUGCGAGAGCUUUGGUGUACAAGAGGGCAACUCGGAGCAAAUAUGGUGUGAAGCUGGAUGCAAUAGCAGCAUUGGCGAUUGUCCUGACGGGCUAUUUGGAUGUGAACAGACUCCAAAAUAUGCUCAUGAGCUGGCUGACUUGGUGACGAGGGGUUUUCGUGAUGUGGGUAGGAAAGUCGACCGAAAUUUUCGGUCCAUCAACGAGAUGAAAGAAGUCGUGAACAUGCAGAGGGACGAGCAAAGAAAUGCAUUCGCAAGAAUCUGCAACGCCCUGUCGCGAAUUUCUGUUUUUGCCACCGAUCAGCACACUCGUCGCCUACCUCAUCGCGUUUACAUCACUCAGCGGACAUCUGGCUCUCGCCAGAAACUAAGCUUCCUGUUUGGAUUGACGUCAGUCGAGCUGCACCUCAUGUGCGAAUGCCGUGACCAGUUUCAUGUCGUAGACGGACAGAAAGGGAAGGAGUUGCAUCUUCAGGAGAAGGAAAGACGCCAUGCGUGGACGCUCUUCAAGUGGACAAUUCUCGCUAUGACUGUGCUUCUGAAAGCUGGCUGUGCAAUUUCCAUGGGGCUCUGUGAGCUUGUGCCGGACUUGGGUGGUUUGGCCAAGUGGACAAGCUUUGUGAUUGGAGCUGUGGGGGAUGCUGGUCUGGAUUUUGUGGACCUGGAAGACCUUGAGAAGAGGAUGAAUGCAAGCGGGAAGGAUAUGUUCAAGGAUGAUGACCAGGAAGAUGGCGUGACACCUCAGGACGCGAUGGACUGGUUGGAGAGAAUCCUCGAAGGUGGGGCAAGCGAGAUACGGGAAAGAUUUGAUCUUAGGAGGGUGAGGUACAGAGACACGGGCUCGGUUGCUUGGAUAUGUAGCUCCUGUCUCAAAAACAGCCAGCUGUUUGUGGAGGUAUUUUAGGUGCAUCCAUGCGACCGAACUGUGGUUAAGGUGGUGAGGGGCAAGCUUCAUCUCAACUAUACAACUUGCCUAACAAAUGUAAAACGGAAGC